Molecule: messenger RNA, 1117 nt
Organism: Gallus gallus (chicken)
Lineage: Eukaryota; Metazoa; Chordata; Aves; Galliformes; Phasianidae
Gene: MTERF4
Product: mitochondrial transcription termination factor 4
Exons: 2
Coding region: 21-1037 (338 amino acids)
Biological process (GO): regulation of DNA-templated transcription
Molecular function (GO): double-stranded DNA binding
Source: RefSeq, a predicted model, not a curated record
GCGGGGCUCCUCCCCGAGCCAUGGCGGGGCGGUUGCUGGGAUUGCUGCGGGCUCGCGCGCCCCGCGCCGUCCUCCCCGCGCCGGGCCCGGCCUCCCGGCACCGCUGCGGCACGGCGGGCCCGGAGGAGGGCGAGGCGGCGGAGCUGCUGGCCAUGGGCUUCAGCCAGGCGCAGGCCCGGCGGCUCCGCCUGCUGCGGCCGGGGCUCGAGCCGCAGCGGCGGGCGGAGGCGGCGGCGCAGCUUCUGCUGCUGGGGCUGAGCGCGGAGGCCGCGCUGGGGCUGCUGGAGCGGAGCCCGGGGCUGCUGCGGAUGGAGACCGCGCGGCUGAAGGAGCGCGCCGAGUACCUGCGGCGGCUGGGGCUGGAAGGAGAGCGCGGCGGGCCGCUGCCCCGAGGUGUUCACGCUGCCCCGGCGGAGGAUGGAGGCGGUGGUGCGGCUGCUGCGGGAGCGGUGUCUGUUCACGGCCGAGCAGCUGACCGAGCUGCUGCGGAGCUGCCCCGAGGUGCUGCUGGAGGAGCCGGACCGCGUGCAGCACCACUUCCAGGUGCGGGGCGCCGUGCGGGGCGGAGCGGCGGCGUUGCGGGCGCGGCCCGACCGGCGCUGAGCUCCGCGCGCCUCCACGCGCAGUACGCGUACUUCAGGAUGGGCGUCCGGCAGAAGGAGAUGGUGAAGGCCCGGCUGUUCCGCACGCCCUUCGCCGAGCUGAGGAACCGCCACGUCUUCCUGGAGCGCCGGGGGCUGUACCGCACCCCGCACAAGGGGCAGAGCCAGAGCGGCAACCCCGCGCUGCGGGACGUCCUGCGGCCGACCGAGGGCGACUUCGUGGCCGGCGUGGCCCGCGCCUCCCCCGACGAGUACGAGGUGUUCAAGCGGCUGCUGGCCCGGGAGGAGGAGGAGAUGGAGGAGGAGGAAGAGGAGGACGAGGAGGAGGAGGAGGAGGAGGAGGGCAGCGCUGCACUGCACGCAGAGGGAGGUGACAGGGACUGGCACAGCAGUGAGCCCUCCCCAAUUGCCCCGUGUCCGCCCGCCCCGCAGUGACCAGCUGCUCCACAGAAUAUACCGUUUCUAUAAAGUGUUUUUAUUUAUUUAGUAAAAAAAAAAAAAAAAAAAAAAAAAAA